UAAAGUGCAAUGCAACACAUCCCGCUUUCGACUACAGUAUCAGAGAUGAUUACUUCUCUCAUAAGCCUUUGCCAUUUUUAAUAUAUAUAUUUCUCUUUGGGAAACUACAACUACAGCUAUUUCAUCUUCUAAAGCACACUUUCCUUUCUCUGUUUCAACAUUUCCUACUUUAUUAAUCUUACCCAGCUUGCUUACACACACACACAUAUUGUUGCUUAGGUGAAGGAAGUAGUUGGAAGUUUAAGAAGAUGAGUGCUUCAAAGUUCAUUAAAUGUGUUACAGUUGGAGAUGGAGCUGUUGGAAAAACAUGUAUGCUCAUUUGUUACACCAGCAACAAGUUCCCCACUGAUUAUAUACCAACAGUGUUUGACAAUUUCAGUGCCAAUGUGGCUGUAGAUGGGAGCAUUGUUAAUUUGGGUUUAUGGGACACUGCAGGUCAAGAGGAUUAUAGCAGAUUAAGGCCAUUGAGUUACCGAGGUGCAGACAUAUUUGUCUUAGCUUUCUCAUUAAUUAGCAGAGCAAGCUAUGAAAAUGUUCUCAAGAAGUGGAUGCCAGAACUACGUCGUUUUGCACCAAAUGUUCCCGUUGUCCUGGUUGGAACAAAGCUAGAUCUCCGGGAAGAUAGAGCUUAUCUUGCUGAUCAAUUGGGGUCUAAUAUUAUAACAUCUGCUCAGGGAGAGGAACUGAGGAAACAAAUUGGUGCAGCAGCUUAUAUCGAAUGCAGCUCCAAGACUCAGCAGAAUGUCAAAGCCGUUUUCGAUACUGCCAUCAAGGUUGUUCUUCAGCCCCCAAGGAGGAAGGAUGUGACGAGGAAGAAACGGCGCCGGAGAUCUGGCUGCUCCAUCGCGAGCAUAAUCUGUGGAGGAUUUGAUGCUUAAAUUUGGCAACUGAUGAAAGAUGGAUUUCGUUGUUGAAUAGUAUUGCUUCCCGACAGCAAAUUUCAGAACUGGUUUUAAUGUUUUCUGUUUUGGUUGACUCAAUGACAUGUUGAUGGAGAGACAAACUGAACUGACUGGAAGAAUGAUAGAGGGAAUUGUUCAUUCUCUCAUGUAUUUAUUGCUUUCUUGAACUCUGGUUUUUGUGUGUGUUGUGAUGGAAUAUUAACUUUGUGCGAUUUAGGGAAAUCCAUCAGCUUAGGAUCUCAUUUGCCCUUA
Gossypium raimondii (Peruvian cotton) is the source of this 1154-nucleotide messenger RNA. RefSeq names its product rac-like GTP-binding protein ARAC7. The transcript has 8 exons. The coding region runs from base 249 to 878 and encodes 209 amino acids. Gene Ontology annotation, cellular component: cytoplasmic vesicle; cell projection; cytoskeleton. Gene Ontology annotation, biological process: actin filament organization; establishment or maintenance of cell polarity; regulation of cell shape. Lineage: Eukaryota; Viridiplantae; Streptophyta; Magnoliopsida; Malvales; Malvaceae. Gene Ontology annotation, molecular function: protein kinase binding; GTP binding; GTPase activity. The record is from RefSeq and is a predicted model, not a curated record.